Messenger RNA from Acipenser ruthenus (sterlet), 2519 nucleotides. RefSeq lists its product as uncharacterized. The record is from RefSeq and is a predicted model, not a curated record. The coding region runs from base 1 to 1686 and encodes 561 amino acids. The transcript has 7 exons. NCBI's taxonomy places the organism in Eukaryota, Metazoa, Chordata, Actinopteri, Acipenseriformes, Acipenseridae.
AUGAUACAAAAUAAAUCCAGUAAUUUAUUUUCUUUAUUUACAGACCACAGUAUCUGCUCAGUCUUAUCUGGACAGAACAAAAGGGCUGCUUUGCAUUACACAGAUGAGGGCCAGUUGACUCCUAAUGCAUCUCUGUUAAAGACACACAGAGAUGGCGAGCGUUUCACAGAGGGCGGACACUGUGGGAGCACAGAGGGGCACGAUUCCACAGACAGAGACAAGGCAGAUGAAGGAUCUGAUAAGAGAGAAGUAAGCAGGCAGGAAACAGUGAGCGUUGUGUGUAACAAAAGAGUUACCCGCAGCGAGGAGCGACAGGGCAAGAUACCUGGCAAAGACAAGGAAACCAAAGGGGUGGCUCGAGUCAGAAGACAGUACAGAAAAAGACAGGCUUCAGACACACAAGAUAAGUUUAGCAGGGGCAGUCGUCAGGCUGCAGGGAAGAGAGAGAAGGGAGAUGCUACAGAUUUGACAGACGCACAUGAAAAUAAAAGCUUAGUCCUUCAGAACACCAGAUCUGGGUUCAAAGAGACUGCAGGCUCUACACUUGUAGUGAAAAGUGAAUUAAAGCACAUAGAGACAGCGAGCAAAGAGCCAGAGAGGCCCCAUGAAACCGGAGUGAGGUGUAUAGAGCAGGAGUUGGCAGAGAGCCUCCAGGGAUUAGGAGGCCGGGCACCACUGGAGUCGCUGUGCAACACGACCCAGGAUUUCUGCACACAAUCCACUCCCAGGCAAGCCAGGAGGCAUGCCCAGAAUAAACUGAACAAAAGAAAGAAACCCAGAGCGGAACAUUCCUCUUUCAGGGAGUCCAAACAGGAGCCCGGCUGUGUUGAAAGUUCAGAAUUACACAAAACAAACGCCACGGCUUUGCAGUUUGAAGUCUCCACUCCGGCAGAGCAAAAUAGCGCAGGCUGUGAAAGCACCCGAACAGAGCAGGUAGCCGAGGGUGUGAAUCUCCUCGCAAAAAACAAGAGGCAGCGCAGUGCUGACCAAACAACGAGACAGCCGAAGGGCUUGAUCUCAGGGUUAGAAGCAGAACACUGCGCUUCACGUGACAAAACCAACAACCAACCAGAGUGUCACCCUGAAGGAAUUAAAGUGCAAAGAUCAGCUAAAGGUAGAAGAGUCCGGGCUCCUUCUCAUCUGAAAAAGAGAAGAAAGGCACGUGGAGGAACCCGCUGUGGGCCGGGGCUGUAUUGCAUACACUGUGGUGCUGAGUUACUGCCCGAUAUUCAAGGAGUGCUAGUCAGAGCUGCCUGUCGCAGUGAGGGAGUUGUGAAUGUGCUGAAGACCUGCUCUGGAAGCGGUGAGGCCCGGGCCUGGUGUGGCUGUGCGUCCGGCCGCACAGAUUCAGAACUGGAAGACAACAGCACGCUACUCCUGCUUGAAACCAACCCGGGACUCCAGCACCUGAAACACAACCUGCAGGUGUAUGAAGUACCCGGGACCGCCAGGCAGAGCAUGCAGACUGGCUUAUCAUUAAAUGCCAUCUGGAAUUCAAAGGACUGUUCUGUUACCAGCUACUUCCAGUGCCGAAGCUGUUUGACAAAGGAACAAGCCCACUGCUAUCUGAUGGGGGCUGAAAUACUAGACCUCCGAGCCAAUGCAAAACAGCAGAUUUGGUUGAUCCCGUCAGCUGUUCAGUUCUGCUCCAGCGUUGGCGUCCCUUGUAAACAAACCAGCCUUUAGAGAAGGAUAGGAGCUGAACGCACAUUCAGUAUGGGGCAAAUCCCUGCAACUGUUCACGCUGGUGUUAAUGCUGGAUUGGAAAUAUAACCCAGUUGAGGGGUUCAGGGCUACAAUUAAACAGUGCACACGUACUUCAAGAAAAUCUAUUUUAACAGCCAUUGUAAUUAAAUGUAAAAGGAAUGCAUUAAGGGCUUGUAUCAAAGCUCUCAGCUUCAAGCAAAAAUGAGUUUGACAUGCAUCUAAACAGUGGCAAGCUGUAAAGAAACACAACAGAAAUGGGAGGGUGAAGUACCGUAAGCAUGUUGAAAACACGGAAUACUGUAUGUUUUACAACAAAGAUGUAAUACCAGCGUAUUAAACUUCUGUAUUAACACAAAUAUUCCUUUUCUUUGUGACUGGGAAGCCUAUAUAUGAAAUAUUGUCAGUGUGGUUUACGGCUGAAAGCCAGUGACCAUGUAGAAUCUGAGAACGCCUUGCAGAAUUUCUUGGCUGCGCAUUUGUUUGGUAGGGAUUUCACAGUACAAGUGUAUCAGAAGAGAUGGAUGGUAAUCGGAUCGCUUGAAGCAAGCACUGGUCUUUUAGACAAACCCUAAACAUUUUCUUGUGUCUGUGUUUGCUUAUUGCAUUAACAUUUCCAGAAGCAAAUCCCUUCAGGCUUGUUUCUUGUGUACAUUAUCCCCCUGCAAUGCAUCUGUCAUGCAACCCGGGGAGAUAUUUCAAGAAUAUAACCAGCCAUGGAUCUAAAUGCCAGAACUCUAGUAAUCCUGUAUCUGACCCUCCCAUUUAAAUCCAAUAUUAAAAUAUCUGAAGGUGGUCGGAACGUUGAGCAGAGC